AUGCCGCUGCGGGCGGGAAGGGCGAGGGAGCGCAGCCGCCGCAGGAGGAGGGCCAGCGCGGCGCAGAAGAAGUUCCAGCAGAGCCUGCGCCUCAGUCGACUGGCACCGCACUUGCAGCCGCAGCGGCUUCAGGGGCCGUCGGUGGGCAGCCGGCACACGGCGUUGAGAGUAAACCGCAGACGGCUGAAAGUGUGGGCGCCAGUGAAGUGCCACCCAAACCGGGUGCACUCCCACAGGCGGGAGGUGAGUCGGCGGAAGGCGGCGCUGGCGGGGCCACGGGGCGAACGAAAGCAGCAGAAGGCAGUGAAGAAGAGGGAGGCGGUGCGGAACGUCCAACGACGACUGAGCACAGCAGCGACUCGACAAUCCCCGCGCAGUCCACUGCCGGCGCCACACAGACUUCGGCGCAUGAAGCCGCCACCAACAGCAACACCACUCAGAAACCUGUGGCCAACUCUGCGGACGGCAGUGAGAUCAUGGCUCUGUGGGUGUGUGCACCUUCGCUGCUGCUGCUCACGGCCGCCCUUGCCUGUGCUGCUGGGUAAGUGGUGA
Trypanosoma conorhini is the source of this 552-nucleotide messenger RNA. RefSeq lists its product as uncharacterized. Lineage: Eukaryota; Euglenozoa; Kinetoplastea; Trypanosomatida; Trypanosomatidae. The record is from RefSeq and is a predicted model, not a curated record. The coding region runs from base 1 to 552 and encodes 183 amino acids. The transcript has a single exon.